This is a messenger RNA of Polychytrium aggregatum, 3248 nucleotides long. RefSeq lists its product as uncharacterized. Lineage: Eukaryota; Fungi; Chytridiomycota; Chytridiomycetes; Polychytriales. Gene Ontology annotation, molecular function: protein binding. The transcript has 3 exons. Bases 216 to 3026 code for a protein of 936 amino acids. The record is from RefSeq and is a predicted model, not a curated record.
CAACCGACCAUGGCCGGAUUCCAACUUUUGCUGCUCCACAUUCGACGUGACUUUCAGGUGACCGAGAUGAGCAGCCGCGAGGGGCCGGAAAAAACGAUCUGAUCUGUCGCCUGUGCCUGUGCGCACUUUGCCAGAAAGUUGGUUGUGCAGCAUUCACUCCCGAUCCAGAGCUUCUCUUUCCAGCAGCGUCCGCACAGCCGCCAACCCACAGAGACAUGCUGAUCCAAAGCAGAUCCCUGGCCUUCGUCGUCGCGAGCGGGCCGUCACGCUCGAUAAGCAGCAUCGCCCUGUCAGGUCCGCUCCGAUAUCGACCGGGCGCAUCGAUCUCGAUUCUUCCAGCGCUGUCCACCUGGUCUCGGCCGACGACACCGCACUCACCGUUGCCGCGAUACUAUAGCCGGGCACCACUCCAGUCGACCGAUCCUGCCACAGAGGAUGUACAGACCUCGCCGCAGACUUCCGAAAAGACAGCCGACCCUUUUCCCGACGCUGCGAAUGUCAUGUCGAAAUGCGAGCGUGAAACAACACCCAGACCAGAGGCCACCAGCACGAAUAUCAGCAGCGGCGGCAGCAGUACAGCCACGGCAACCGCCGCAACCGCCGCAACCGAACGACGGCGCCAGCUCGAGCUGGAGGCGAUGAAGCUGCUGGAGGAUAUGAAGAGUCUGCCUGCUUACAAGCUGCUUCCAAAGGGUCGACACAGUCCCCACGCUAGCCGAAAUCCGAUCGUACUCCAUAAGCCGUAUGUCUACCCGCUCGACCCGCAUCAGCUCCCGUGGCCGCAGAACAGCGCCGCGCCGCUGUCAUUGCCGGCAGCCCAGAUCGUCCAGCACCCGUGGUAUCGCACGGUCGAGCGGCUCGAGUGCAAGCCCGACCACCCAGAGUCCGAUCGCAUCAAGGCGACGUUUGACCGCUUUCUCGAAUCGCCGUCCUCGGUCGAUCUGCGCGAGCUCGUAUGGAUCGUUAAGGACCAAACCAACGCGCUCUACUGUCUCGACCGCGACCAGGCAUGGACGCUGUACUCGCACAUUGCCGAGAAGAAUGCGCUAAUGUCGCUGGAUGCUGCCGAUUGGGUGCGGCUGGUGCGGCGGCUGCACUCAUCGAUCCUGCAGGCCAUGAAGAAGCACGGCUGCGUUCCGACCGCCGAAUUCUACGCCAUCAUUUUCCGGCCCUUCAAGAACGACCACAAAAAGAUCCUGCAGAUCCAUUCGUACAUGCUCCAGGAAGGCCUGAAGCAGGACCCGAAAAACCUGGCCGGCCUCCCCAUCAGUGAUCUCUCCAUCCGGACGAUGCUGGCCCUCAUGCUGCGGAGCAAGCACUCGUUCCCAAAAUCACUCAGUGUCGGCACCGAACUAUGGAGAUUCGCCAAGCAACGAAGCAUGCCACUGUCGAUGGAGACGUGCCUGGGCUUCCUCGAGCUACCGCUUGAUCCAUAUCAGCAGUCGGAGCUGUCGCGGGAGCAGGAGCUCGUGAUGGAUGUCUACCGGUACAUGAACAUUCUCCGGGCCAAAGAGCCUCGGGUCUGGGACCAAUCUGUGACCGAGGCCGUCCUGCGCACGUUUGCAGCCGUGUCUCUCACCAAGCCAGCCAAGGGUAUCUGGGAAGACAUUCAGAAGCCCGAGUCGACGAUCCCAAAAACACUCCAAAUGUACAAAUCGAUGCUCAAGGUCUAUGUCGAUGAAGAAAGUUUUAGCCGGGCAUCAGCUCUCGGGCACGAAAUGACCAGGAGGCAGUAUGCUUUUGACGACGAAAUCAACGAGCUGCUUCUGCUGGCGUACCAAAACAUGGGUGAUAUAGACUCGAUACGCCAGAUCAUCCACACGAACCUGUCGGCCGCCUCUGCAGAGCUUGUCCCCGAGGCCCUUGACGCCAGCGAAAGCUCUAGGGCAACAUCAAAGUCCUAUCAGGCCCUCGUCAAGACUUAUGUGAAGAUGAAGCAGUGGGACCGAGCACAGAGCGCCUACCGGGAGCUUGAAGCCGAGCUUCUGCAAGAGCGCACCCGCAACGAACAGAGCGGCGUCUACAAAGAAUUCGAGUCCGUCAAGGCCAAGCUACCCCGCAGCAUCGUCGACUCUGCCCAGAUCAGCAACGAGAUUGAGGUGACGGACGUGGCCCACCGCGGAAGCUCGCUGGCAACGGUGCCGCUCUCGAUCUACAAAGAAUUCAUCACGAUCCCACAUCGCUCAACCCAGGCAGCGUACGUUUACACGCUCGCGCGCCGCCUGGAUUUUGCCCGACUCGACAGGUUUUUCAGGGCCAAGGUCGUUACCCCGGAGGCGCUACGGUACCAUUGGUUCGUCCGAGCCAAGGUCCAAUACGCCACCUAUCUGAGCCAGCUGAAGCAUCUUGAUCAGGAGACCAAGGCCACGCGCAACAAACGGAAGCAAGGCAGCGAGUCCAUGACCAACAUGGACACCCUUAAGGCCAAGCACCUCAACGCAAAGGGCGAGUUCUGUGUGUGCAUCGACGACGCUGUCGGCUUCAGCGGACCCUUCAAGUCCGUCUACCAGAGCCUGAAGGACGGUGUGCUCGACUACACCAAGGACCUGGAAGAGCAGUGCAAGGGCAAGUCGCUCGGGCAGCUCGAUGGCCCAGGCACCCCGGGUGUCACGGCCGAGUCGUCGAUCUCGGUCAUUGUCGCUGAUAUGGAUCGAUUCACUAACGAGAUGGUGAGGUACGAGACCAAGCUGGCCUAUCAAAUCACCUUGAACGAGUUCAAGAUCCGCACAAAGCUGCCGCGAGCCAUCGCCCCGGUCGAGAGCGGAAUGGUAGAUACGGCCUCGAUCUCGACCUCCGGCUCGGGCUCAGCCCGCGAGCUUCCCCCAAAAAGCGGCGGCGCAAAUGACGCGGUUGCCUCAUCCGGGCCAGACGACUAUCCGGCUCUCGAGCCAGAUCUCUUGGACUUGGAAGCGGAGGAGCUCGAAUUCCUCGAUGAGAUCGAUAAGGCCCGAGAACCACCUGGAACCCAGCCGAAGCGCAACCGAGGCCGUGACCGGUCGGGCAGCCGGACUUCCAGGCGCGCGUAGAGUGAACAGAGCUGUUGGAGGAAGGCGCACCCAUCUUGCUGAGCGCACCCAGUCACUGCCGCACGGUCUGGACGCAGAGUGGGUUUCAAGAUGCGACACGCUCUGAGAUAAAAUUCGGUGGAUGGGUUUGAACAAUAAAACGUAGUUCACCCGAAACGCCCAUGGCAGCACACUGGCACACACGACAUCCAUGCUCGGUGGGUCGUCAGUGUUCGCCGGGCC